AUGGCUAAAAAUGAAGUAACCAUUCUUCUUGAACUUCUUGAUCUUGAUUAUUUAAAACCAAUAUUAGUUGAUCGUUUCAAAAAUAUUAAUGUCCUUGCAUCAGCAAAUCUUGCUGAAAUUGGUAUUGAAAAUCAAGAUCAUCUUACUAAAUUACAAUAUGCUCUUGAUGAACUUCAACACACUCAAAUUUGUAUUGAAACAAUGGACCCUGUAAUAUCAUUUAAUGAUUGCAAUCAAAUAAUAACACGUCUUGAAAAUGAAAGCAAUCUUAUAUCAUCUGGUCUAAAUUUAUUAUUAAACAAUAGUUCUAAAAAUUUACCGAAAGAUGAUGCAACAUGUGAUAUUGAUUAUAGUUUAUAUAAUUCAAAAAUCGAUCAAAUUGCAGCCGACAUAGAACAAUUACAAGACAACACCGAUGAAUUAGUUAAAGAAAUCGUAAAAAAAUAUCGACCAUCGGAACAAUCAUCAAGUAGCAAUAGAAAUAAUGCAAAUCAAAAUUGCCUAGAAACUUUUGCUAUUUUAACUCUAUCUAUUUUUUGUAUUGGUUUAGUAUUCUCAAUUAAGCAUCAAUAA
Molecule: messenger RNA, 573 nt
Organism: Rotaria socialis
Lineage: Eukaryota; Metazoa; Rotifera; Eurotatoria; Philodinida; Philodinidae
Source: the annotation of a GenBank genome assembly